This is a messenger RNA of Nicotiana attenuata, 2989 nucleotides long. RefSeq names its product protein MALE DISCOVERER 2-like. The record is from RefSeq and is a predicted model, not a curated record. NCBI's taxonomy places the organism in Eukaryota, Viridiplantae, Streptophyta, Magnoliopsida, Solanales, Solanaceae. Gene Ontology annotation, biological process: protein phosphorylation. Gene Ontology annotation, molecular function: protein binding; ATP binding; protein kinase activity. The transcript has 14 exons. The coding region runs from base 511 to 2631 and encodes 706 amino acids.
GAAACAAACAGAAAAACUUUUCUUAGAGAGAGAAAACAAGAGAGAGAAAGCUUUUUUCUCCUUUUUCCUCAAUCCUCUUUCUCAGAGGUGGUCGAAGAGAGGUUCCUCUUCUAAGAUCAUCCUGAAAAGAGCACUCAAUAUAACAAAAACAAAAAAAAUAAAAAAAAAAUAUUAAAGCUAGAAUUUUGAUUACCAACAUAAUUUUCUUUGGAUUUUUAAUUCUACAUUCAAUAAUAUUCCCACAUUCUGCAUUUGCUUAAUUUGUUUGAAAAUUCCAAGAAUUUCAUUUUCUGCUAAACAUUGAAUCUUGGAAAUUUUGACGACUCGGGGUUUACAAAUAAUGGUGAAAACAGAGUAUAGAGUUGUGCAGAUAAGCAAAUAUAUGAUUCUAUGUCCGAGUGAUUUGUCAUUGCUCGGAGGAGAGUCAUUUCAUACGAAAAAGCUGGCGAUUUUGUGUGAGAUUUUGUAUAGAGGUCUGGCUUUUGGCAGAAAUUAUUACUGCCUUAACAUAUGGUUUUGCAAGCAAUGAGGCGUAGAUGGAACAUUUAUGGAAUCAAGUUGUUGUCCUAUUUCUCCAUUUUGAUUCUUCUUUUGGAGGUUCAUGGAUGUUGCUCUCUCAAUUCUGAAGGAUUGGCAUUGUUGGAAUUCAAAUUGAAAGUUGAAUCUGAUCCUAAUGGAGCUCUUGAAAACUGGAAUGCCAAUGACUGCGACCCGUGCAUGUGGUCUGGUGUAGAGUGUCUGGACGGUAAAGUGAAAACGCUAAAUAUCCAUGGAUGUUCUUUGGAAGGAAUACUGGCAUCGGAGCUUGGAAAUCUUACUCACUUGAGAUCGCUCGUGCUCUCAGGAAACCACUUCUUUGGUGCUAUUCCUAAAGAAUUUGGACGACUCAAUAGGCUCGAAGUGCUUGACUUGAGCGAUAAUAAUUUUAGUGGAACAAUUCCAGCAGAGAUAGGAGACUUACAAUCACUAAGAAUCUUGUUGAUUCGUAACAAUAACUUUGAAGAGAGUGUUCCUUUGGAAAUUGGGAAGCUUCAUUUAGUCUCAGAAUUGCAAUAUGAUGAGAAUCUCACUUCUGGUUUUGCUUCCGGAACUCGCUGUAUAAGAAAAUUUCGGCAUUGCAUUUGGCAUGGCAGCUUGAGGCCAUUCAAGACCAUAACCUCCUUUAUCGAACCAAUAAAAGGAACACUUUUCCGUUACCUCAAUUUCUUCCAAUUGUCAUCCCCUGGAAACGGCUUUUUGGAUGACCAUAAAGAGGAGAUUGCACGACGUAAGUUAGCUGAACAAUCCAGUAAUCUUGCUGCUGCUCCUGCUAAUAUUAAAGGACCAUUGGGUCCUGUUAUUCAAAUGCCGAGUAGUAGAAGUAGUGGUUCAUUUCGCGCUGUGCCAAAUACCGAUGGAACAACUCCUACAAACUUACCUUUCUCACCUCCACAGCAUGAAUCUCAAGACAGAUUAAAUCCCGAGGGACAGCCUAUGAGUGCUUUUAAACAGCCAAGUCCUGUUAAACAGCCAACUAAUAGUCAAACUCCACCUGCCGGAAAGUCUGAAAGUCCUUGGAAGUAUGUAGUUGGGAUUUUAGGUGGAGUAUUUUUGCUCAUUGUUGCCGUAUCUGUGUUCUUAAUCUGCCGAAGCAGAGCAGCUAGAACGAUUGGUCCUUGGAAAACUGGAUUGAGUGGACAGCUACAAAAAGCAUUUGUUACAGGGGUACCAAAACUAAACAGGUCCGAGCUCGAAACAGCAUGCGAGGAUUUUAGCAACAUUAUUACAAGCGGUGAUUCAUAUAUAGUACACAAAGGAACACUAUCCAGCGGAGUGGAGAUCGCCGUUAUCUCAACUACAAUAAGUUCUGUCAAAGAUUGGUCCGUCCACUCAGAAACAGCCUUCAGGAAGAAAAUCGAUACAUUUUCAAGAGUGAACCACAAGAAUUUUGUUAAUCUUAUUGGAUAUUGCGAGGAGGAUGAACCUUUCACUCGGAUGAUGGUCUUUGAGUAUGCUCCUAACGGAACUCUUUUCGAACAUCUUCAUGUUGAAGAAACCGAUCAUCUUGACUGGCCUGCAAGGAUCAGGACGAUCAUGGGUACAGCGUAUUGUCUUCAGUACAUGCAUGAUUUGAACCCACCCGUGCCACAUUCCACUUUGAAUUCGAAGGCCAUAUUUUUGACCGAUGAUUAUGCCGCUAAGAUUACAGAGACAGAUUUCUGGUCAGAACUAACAGCCAAGUCAAAGUCCUCUAGUGAUGAUUUAGAGAACUCAGAGCUGCCGCCGCUUGCUGAUCCUGAAAUGAAUAUCUAUAGUUUUGGGAUUCUUUUGCUAGAAAUAAUUUCUGGAAAAUCGCCUUAUUCAGAAGAAAAGGAGUCUCUUCUGAACUUGGCGGCGAAAUAUCUUCAUGAUAAGCAGAAUAUCAUCUCAUUGGUGGAUCCAACAUUGAAGUCUUUCAAGAAUAAUGAGCUUAUGGUUAUUUGUGAAGUAAUUGAACAAUGCAUACAAGAAGAUCCAAGGAAGAGACCAACUAUAGGAGAAGCCAUUGCAAAACUAAGGGAAGCAAUUCAUGUAUCACCUAAUGCUGCAGUUCCAAGGCUUUCUCCUCUAUGGUGGGCUGAACUUGAGUUAUUAUCAAGUGAGGCUGCUUAAUGUGGCUUAAUUUACCUGUCUACUUUGCAUGUUCGAGUACGUGUUGCGCGCUUUACUACGUAUGAAUACACGAAUACAUCAUUUCUCGUAAAUCUCCUCGUAGUUGUAUUUAAUUGUCCUCUGUAUAUUUAUGAGUUUAUAUUGGUUUGUUCUUUAUUAUUGGAGCAACAAGUUCAGUUAGGAUUCACAUAGCUGAUCUUAGCUUGCUUGGGAUUGAGACGUUGUUGUUGCUGUAUAUUGCGCGUCUGCUUUGUAAGUCGAGUGUUGCUAUUUUGCUAUGUAUGUAUGAAUAGAUGCAUACAUCAUUUCUCUUAAAGCCUCCUCAUAGUCGUAUAUAUAUUGGUUUAUUCUUUUUUUA